UCCUGCAUGUUGCCUACCCAAACGACCACAGAGUCGGUGAAGGUGUCGCCUCAGUGCGAGCUGUAUCAUACAUUUAAAAGAAGUGGUGAUGACAGAACAAGUUCGCACUGUUGGAUUAUAGAUUAUGAAAAUGUAUGGUAAUGUGUAAUGCCCAUGAUGCCAUUGUGGUAAAGAUGACCGACCUGCAGCGUGUGUUUCUCUGAUAUGGAUUAGGCUUUGUGGGCCUGGUCAGGUGACCUUGUUGACACACUCCUAUAAUGAGGACACACCAAGGAAGCGUCUUUGAGUUUGACACGACUUAAAAAUCAAAACAGUAUCAUGUUAGCCAUCAUCACCCAGUCUUAUUUAAAUUACAGAUGCAUGAAAGCCCAUAUACACACGUGCGGCUCCUGUGGGACAAGGUUAAUCUAUAUGUUUCAAUUUUAAAAUGGCAACUUUGAAGUUGUGGCGAAGUGAACACAAGAGGUGAAAGUGUAAAACUGAGUUAAAGGUCUUAUUGACGUAGGGUUUCAUGGACCUGCAGAGACGUUGAUCCUUUUGAACAUUGCAUAAAAGUAAAAACAAAUUCUCUCCUAAAUGUUUUCCAAGGAACUUGUGUGCCCUGUUACCUGAGUUUUUUUCUGUCUAUUUAAAUGACAGUGUUGUUUAUGCCCUUCUUGUUUACCCACAUGCUUGUUGAUUAGUGAGUAGUUGUCAUAUGUUGAAUGUUUGAAUGUUUAUUCCAAUUUCUGAUAAACGAUAAUUGAAAUCUAUUGCACAAUCACUGUUGAUGCAAUGAUCAAAGGAUCAAAGACACAUUCCUGUGAUCAUCGCAUACAACUGGUAGUGAAUCCUGUCAGAUUCCUAUCUCGAGACACUAAGUUAUUUGACCGCGUUCGGAAAUCCAAAACCAGACCGAGACCACCACCCGGAAAGACGAGCACAAUUUCUUAGAAACCACAUACAGACAGCUAAAGGAACUCUUCGUCACAACAAGGCCUGGUUAUUGGAACCGUUCUCUCAAGAAGGAAGCUCCUGGAGAGAGCCAGACAGGCUGGUUUGGGUGGAUUCAAGAAAACAAGUAGAACCAAACCUACUGUCAAGGAGAUGUGGGAUGGGGAGGAAGAUUUGAAGGAGGAGGAUGAGAGGUCAUCAGCCUUGGGGACCUUGCAGGAACUCCAGGAAACCCGUCCCAUGGAAAGCACUGACUGCAAUGAUGUACAGGAUAUGUCAGCAGGAUUGAUGGACAGGGGAAAUGGGGAGGAGGAGGAAGAGGACGAAGAAGAAGAGGAGGAGGAAGAUGAUGAUUUGAAUGAUCCGAUUGAAGUACAGCAGCAAACUGCUCAACAUUCAACUAAAGCACAUUUCAUGCAAAAUAAGCAGCCUGGCCUGUCGCUGACCUGUGGUGAAGGAGGCCGCAAGAAUUUAGAGCUAAAGUUAGAGUCUUCCUCGCUCAGAGGGCAAGAACCAGAGGUCGAUCCUGAUCCUGAUCUUGACCCUGACCCUGAUGGUGACCUUGAAAGUAAUCCACACGGAGAGUCUUUUCCAUGUCAGCACUGUGAGCGUCACUUCUCCACCAGACAGGGCCUGGAGCGUCACAUACACAUUCACGCCAUCACUAACCAGCAAACACAACUGUUUAAGUGCCGAUACUGCAGCAAACCCUUUGGCUCACAGGUUGGCCGGCGCCGGCAUGAGAGAAGGCAUGAAAGCGGUUUCAAGAAAAGGCCUGGUUCUCUGGCCGGAACUGCCAGUUUUCUCGGUCCUGUGGUGAAGAACGACGGCUCAAGUCCCGACUGCACCAGCCCAACUAGUCAGUAUAUAGCCAUAGGGUCCCAGUUUGCCAGAGGACCUCUACACAACUCUGAGUUACAGAGGAAGGAGUUUGGGCCCCAUGGUGACCGUCCUUUUAUAUUAGAUGAUAAUGGGGAGUCAAAGGAACUCCAUCCUUGCAAGUAUUGCAGUAAAGCAUUCGGCACACACACCAACAUGCGGCGACACCAGCGCAGAAUACACGAACGACACUUGCUACCGAAGGGAGUUCGCAGGAAAGGAAUGCUGCUGCAGGAGGCGUCGGUGCAGCAACAGCAGCCGCCUGGUGAGUCCCCCAGCACCAGCCCUCCGCCCGUCUACGUGCCCAGUGCGGACACAGAGGAUGAGGUGGACAGGGAUGAUUACGCAGUUGACAUAUCCAAGAACAUCUCAGAGAAUUUGAGCUUCUACAUUGACGGCAAGAUUGUGUCCACCAGUUCAGUGAGCACCUGUGAGGUUAUUGAGGUGGACUCCAGGUCGGCAGCUCUGUUCGGUCUGGACACGGUCAUACUCAGUCCGAAUCAGAUCAACCAGGCGUUGAAGGCGGAGGGGAGAACAGGUGCUGCAAAGCAAGUCUCUAACAUCGGCCAGCCAGCAGCAAAGAGGAGAACAUCUACACCUCCAUUUAUUCCCAACCUUAAAGUGGAGACUGAGUCGGCACCUUACGCAGCCUCUUCUUCAUCCUCAUCAUCUUCUACAUCUUCCUCCUCUAACUUACUCGUGGGAGGACUGUUCCAACAAGCCACAGACUCAUCAGCAUUUCUAAGAGAGAAAACUGUUUAUCUCUCACCUAAGCUCAAACAGCUACUUCAGACACAGGAUAUUAAGAAGUCAACCAUUGCCCUGAUAACAGAAAGCCAUAGACUGGCCUCCCAGCUGUCAGUCACGCCACUGCCAGGGGCUUCAGGCAGGUUCAAAAGGAGAACAGCAUCUCCCCCUUCGUCCCCACAGCUCAGCCCCGCUUGUAAAACGGAGAGCUGUAAAGCCGAGGUUGCAAGUUCAUACGCCCUGAAGGUUCCAAAGCUUGAAAGCCACAGUGUGUCACUUCCUGGGAGCCUACUGGACAAAGAUGAUGGGGACACCCUGAGCCCCUCUGGAAACAACACGCACAGCCAAACCUCUCCUGGCAGCGGAGGGAAUUCCUGUAACCAACAGCCCUUGGAUCUGUCAAACUCUGUCAGUCGGAAAAGUGACAGCUUGAACAAGGUGCUUGGCGAUUCAGCUCUUGAUUUGAGCUUUACUCGCAAGAGCGGAGCCGAGUCUGAAUUAAAGGGAAGUCCACAGCCACUAAUAAAGAAGAGAAAGCCAAACACCAGCAUGCUUGAAAAGGUGCUGAUGAACGAAUAUGUAGGUCUGACUUUGCCAGGAGAGGAAGGCCCCUCGGCCUUGGCAAACCUAAGUUGUUUCCAAUCUCGGUCUCCAAAUGUUGCAUCAGAGUCGGCCCACCCCUCUCCGCCCUCUUUGACUCCUGUCACCAUGAACCCUUCUUCACCUGGCAACUCUAGCGUGACAUCCUCGACACCGCCACCCCCUGUACUACCUACCAUACCGUCUCCACCGGCAAUGCCUUGCUCUCCUCUCUCUCAGCCUUCAAACUCCGCUGCGCUUAGACCUCUUCCUGUUCUUUCGCCAAAAAUGUCUCCAAGAUCAGUUGAACACAAGCCCCUGUCUGAUUCAGAGAAGAUUUUGUCAGCAGAGGAAAACGAAUAUGAGGACCAGACCUCUGAGCCAUUGGACUCCCCGAGCACUCCAGUUAAAGAUCCCCUCAAUCAUUCGACACCAAGCCCUCCAGAGCCUGCAGCAGUAGAGCUGAAUGCUAUGGAAGAUGUUUCUGCGUCAACAACUUGCAACAGUCUGCUGAACGGCAGUUUGAAUCAAGACCAUGACUCGGUAUCUGAGAAAUCUUUGAAAUCUGCUGCUGUCUCACCUCAACCAGAUUCCUCAUCUCCCUCGCAAUCUCCUCCUCCUGCAUCAAAGGAUCGAUCCCCAUCGCCUGUUUCGCAGUCCCUCCUUCAGAUUAAGAUAAAAGAGGAGCCUCAGCACUGCAUAGACGAGUUGUCUAUUAUGAAUUACGCACCUCGAGAUGGUGUCGACACUUCAUCUCAGCCCGCUGCUCUCGAUAAACCGUCUGAUAAAACCUCUGUGACAGAGGAGCUCGACUCAACAUACUGCAAAACCUUUGUGUGCAAUGUCUGCAAGGAGCCGUUCAACUCCAUCAAAGAGCUCAGUGGACAUAUCACGGCUCAUGCUGCGGACUGGCCCUUCAAGUGUGAAUUCUGUGUGCAGCUGUUUGGUGACACGCCCGCGCUGCUGGCUCACCGGACAGCGCUGCACGGGGUUGGCAGGAUCUUUGUGUGCUCUGUUUGUUCCAAAGAGUUUGCCUUCCUCUGUAACCUGCAGCAGCACCAAAAGGACCUGCAUCCAAAUGAAACGUGUUCAAAUACAACUGUGGAGACCGGCAAGCUCCGGCCACAGAACUACACCGAUCCAUCCAGAGCCAAAGAGGAAACCAGUCCCUCGCCACCAGCACCAGAGACGACUAGUGAACCUGCUCCACACAGUGACUCUGAUUUAGCAAAAGAGGAACCUGAUGUAAACGGUGAUCAUGCAGACGAUGGAGCAGAUGACCCCAACGAGGAGCUAUACACUACAAUAAAGAUCAUGGCUUCAGAAGGAGGGAAGCCCAAAGACCCGGACGUUCGCCUGGGCAUUAAUCAACACUACCCCAGUUACAAACCGCCUCCUUUCCCCUAUCACAGCCGUUCCCAUGCUGGCUCAGUGGCCUCGGCGACCAACUUCACCACCCACAACAUACCACAAACUUUCAGCACUGCCAUUCGCUGCACCAAGUGUGGCAACAGCUUCGACAACAUGCCCGAGCUGCACAAGCACAUAUUGGCUUGUGCCAAUGCGAGUGAUAAGAAGCGUUACACUCCCAAGAAAAACCCCAUCCCCCUCAAGCAAAUAGUGAAGAGCCCGAACGGAGUCGUGUCACCCACAGCAGCCACUGCCAGCCAGAGUGCUUUCCGUAGAAUGGGUCAGCCAAAGAGACUUAACUUUAAUCAAGAUACCGGUAAAACAAAAAUGAGUGCCCUCAGCAAGAAGAAGAACCAGCUGGUACAAAAGGCGAUUUCACAGAGAAAUAAAACUGCCACUACUGCAAAGAAGGCUACCGUUAAAACUGAAGAGGAGCAGCCCUCGAAUGUCUGCCCCCACUGCAGCCGGGAGUUUACUUAUCCCGCAAGUCUAAGUAAACACAUGGCGGUCAGCUGUCCCAUGAAGCCCGUUGUGAAAAAGGGCAAAAAAGGUCUCACAGAGGUGAAAAAGGAGGCGGCAUCUGUGGGAGAUAAAAGCAUGAGUCUUAGGAAGAAAGCUUCAGACUGUGAAAUACAGCAGACAGAGCCACAGCCCAAACUUCUUGGGAAGACCAGAGCUCGUAGUUCUGGUGCAGCAAACCCCAAACCGUCCCAGGCAAGCAAAGGAAAAAACACUGCUGCUCUGGGCAGACUAAAGAGGCCCGCGUUAUUCCCCACCCCUGUUCCUGCUGGCAAAAAAGCUAAAAAGGGCCAAGUUCAGUCUCUACCUCCGACCCUGUCGCCCCCGGACCCCCCCAGUGACACUGCUCAACAACGGCCGGCCAUGAAAAUGCAGCGCAUGGGCAAGGAGGCGGCCCCCAAGAGAAUAGCAGAGGCCAAAUCUCUACCAGCGCUACAACAGCUGAAGAAAGAGGAGCGGUUCUCCCUGCGAAGCAGAGACAGAGUAGGUGGUCCGGUCACCAGGAGCUUACAGAUGUCCAGUGCAGCUCCUCCUGCUGAGGUCAGAACUGAUGAACCACCAGUGAACCAAGAACCUAAAGAGACUCAGGAUGUGCCGACAAAGUGAGCCACGGUGGACGUUGUUGAGCUCGCCCUGGGAUGAUGGCGUUCACCUCUCAGGCAACGCUCGGGAAAUUGCCGCGGCACUGACGGCGCUGAGGUCGACCUCUCGCGGUGGGCUUAUUCACUCAAAACAAGUGAAGUGUGCUUGUCUCAACUGCCUUUGCUGGAUUUAAGGAGGGGACCUCUCUUUAUCUUCCAUCUAAUCAACUGAGCCUCGAUUUUAGCCAGCCUUGCAAAAAAAGAAGAAACUGUACAUGACAAUGAGUUAAUAUAUACAACACGUGUCAUUACUUGACCCAAAACAGUAAUGUUAGGGCUCCGUUAUUUUGGAAAGCUGAUAUAUUGCAAACGGCAAUCACGUAUCAGUUAGUUAGGGAAGGUUGUUUAUUCUUUCGUUCCUUUUUCCCCCCCGUUCAGUUGUUUAGAUUUUUGGAUGUUCUCAGAGUCUCUUAAUGCAUGUGCUGAAUAGAGUAUAAACUAGAUCAAGCCAAUUUCCAUGUCUCACAAUGGGCACCUACUUCAGUUUAUACAUGAUUUGCAAAGUAUGUAUGUUUGAUUUAAAUUCCUGUAGUCAUUAUAUUGUAGAAUAUAUCUUGUUGGUGUAUUUUUGUUUGGGAAACAAAAAUUGAAAUGGUAGUUUACUGCAACAAUUGGUCCUCAGGAACACUGUACAUGUGUGUGGUAAGUAUGUGAAUGGUUCUGCUUGGAUGUGUGGCCUCACAGCGAUUCCUUCUGGUCUAAAUCUCAAGUAUGUCUUGUUUUUGUUUAAUCCCCCCCCCCCCCCUCCCCGUUUUAUCUGACAUUAGCAGGUAAUUCCACUUGUAAAAUAAUGGGGAAUUAUAUGUAAAGUCCUUCAAAUUAUGUCCGUCUUGAAAAUUAUUUUGAAUAUGACUCACGCAGCCCAGUGUUCCUACAGCACUUUAAACCAAACUGCCAACAUUUCUAGCUGGACAGAUAAGAAUUGGCUUUAUUCAUCGGUGAAUAACAGAAUGAACUCGGGUCUGUUGCACUUUGCAGACACUGGUCAUUUACGCCAAAUUGGUGCAAUUCAUUCAUCUGCUCUCAAAUAUUACUUCUACUGCCUUCCUGUUGAAUCUGUAAUAAAAUUUGUUUUCUCCGUUAAAGCAAUUUAAGGAAUGAAAAUGACACAUGGAUCUACUUAUCUGCUAAGAUGCAAGGUAUUAAUAACAGAUCCUAGAAGAAAAGUUGCAUGCUGCAGUAUUUCAGCAGGUUUUUCUCCCUUGUGAUAAGUUGCUUCAUGUGUCAAUUUUCAUACAAGAGCCAUGUAACUGAAUGAUUUUUUUUGUUUUAUUCUGAGGAUAAAGUCAUCUUUAUUUCACUGACUUGUUAAAUGUGGUAAGACUUUAAAUGAUGAAAAUGUCCCCCGCCAAUGAAAAGCUUCCGAAUUUUAGUUUUUACUCUAGUACUCCCACUUGUUUCAUGCUUGGCCACACUCAUUGUACCAUGGAGACGGACACACAGGCAGCGCUUGAGCGCUCGUAGCAUGUUAUGGCAAAGUAAAUUGAACAAUAUGAUUUGAAGCUAAUUUAUUUUUCCAUGAGACAUUUUCAUGUUUUGCCUUUCAGCAUAAACAUGUAUUUAAGGAUGAACAAAGACUAAAAUCCCAAAUGACCUCAAGUAAGACAUUGCUGUAAUUGACAUAAUAAAAAAAGUUUUUCAA
This is a messenger RNA of Scophthalmus maximus (turbot), 7350 nucleotides long. RefSeq names its product PR domain containing 2, with ZNF domain b (gene prdm2b). The transcript is spliced from 4 exons. Gene Ontology annotation, cellular component: nucleus. The record is from RefSeq and is a predicted model, not a curated record. NCBI's taxonomy places the organism in Eukaryota, Metazoa, Chordata, Actinopteri, Pleuronectiformes, Scophthalmidae. The coding region runs from base 1087 to 5673 and encodes 1528 amino acids. Gene Ontology annotation, biological process: regulation of transcription by RNA polymerase II. Gene Ontology annotation, molecular function: DNA-binding transcription factor activity, RNA polymerase II-specific; histone methyltransferase activity; protein binding.